CCGCGGAGGUCCACCGCCAUUGGUCCGGAAUCCCGCAGUAACCAGGGGAACUGCAAACAGUGUACAGUCCGCUUCCGGUUCCACCACCCGGAACCGCCGCCUCUAGGGAUGGACGGUCAGACUCUGCGGAAGGCUGAGAGAAGCCGGUCCUGCUCACGGGAGAAAAAGGAGGGUUGCACUAAGGACAUGGUGACAGACUUUGAUGAGAAGCAUGAUGAGUAUUUAAUAUUGCUUCAGCAGAGAAACCGGAUAUUAAAGCAUUUGAAAACCAAGGACCCCACGCAAUUGAGGCUAGAGCACCUGGAACAGGGGUUCUCUGUCUACGUCAACGGGGCCAAUUCUGAGCUGAAGACCUCACCUCGGAAAGCUGUCCACGCUGACUUCUCCAGAAGUGCCUCCCACACCGAGGGGACUCACGAUUGCGGACGAAGAACCCUGUUUCGAGAAGCUGAAGAUGCUUUAAGACGCAAUUCACGGACGGCCCCCAGCAAAGUCCAGCGCCGAGGAUGGCACCAGAAAUCUGUGCAGAUCAGAACAGAAGCUGGCCCGCGGCUCCACAUCGAACCCCCUUUGGACAGUGCGGAAGAUUUUGAGCCAUGUGGGGAUGUGACUGUCAGGGAAAAGGAUGCUUCUAGGGACCGUCCACAGGGUACCAAAUCUCCCACCAGCACCACGCCCUGUGAUUUUAAUUUCUCCCUUCCGAACUCACAUGGACACCUUGACCCUCCAAGCUGUACGGACAAAGAAAGGAUCCUCUUAACUAUUCAGGAUGUAAUGGAGCUAAGAAGAAGCCUGGAACUUAGUGUAAAUCUACAAAGGAAAGAAAAGGAUUGUUCCAGCGACGAGUAUGACUCUAUCGAAGAAGACGUACCCUCUGAGCCAGAGCCCGAGGAUCAUCCUAGAGAUGACCCCCCUCCUUCCAGUGGGGACCCAGGCCAGAAGGAUGUUUCCGAAGACCCGGAGACAGAAAGACACCCUUCCCAGGGCCCAGACACCCUCGUAGUGCUGGAGUUUAACCCGGCUUCCGAAAGUAAGAAAAAGGAAAGGAAUUUGUCUGCUAAGCGGAAGGACAAUGCUGAGGUCUUCAUUCCCAGCAAACCUGAGCCAAAUCUGAAUCCCCAGCCCCCAACCGUGUUCCCAGACCAGGAGAGGGCAUGCUCAAGACCUGGAAGCCACCGAGACAGACCCCUGUCAGCAACCCGAAAACCUGUGCACGAGGCUGAGGACCGAAAGGAAGAUGCCUCAGCUGUGCUCAGAGCCAUCCAGGUGGAGAACGAGGCCCUGCAGAGGGCAAUCUUCAGCAGAAAGGCCGAGGCCCCCACCAGCCCGCGGCAGGACACAGAAGGACCACUAGCAAAAUCUUGGGCCAGCCUGCUGAAGGAGGAGACCCCUGAGCUGCCUCCCAUCUCUGCAGCGAUGAGCACGCAGGAGCUGUCCCAGGCAGCAGGGGGCGCCAGAGCCGUCAGUGAAGCCAUCGACAGAAUUGGCCUUUUGGGCAGCAGACAACAGCAGAAGCUUCUGAAAGUCCUCCAGGCCAUCGAAAGCGACUCUGCCCAUCUCAGCCAGGUUGUUUCACCCACUGAGGAGCAAGCACAGGACCCAGAGGACGAAUCGAGAACGAAGGCAGAAGAGAUCAAAGAUGCCAUCUACGUGACCAUGGAAAUCCUGUCCAACUGGGGCAGCGCGUCGUGGGUGGGUCUCACGGAAGUUGAGUUCUUCGACCUGAACCACACAAAACUUUACGUGUCGCCUCAUGACGUGGAUAUCCGGAGCGCGGACACGCAUGGGGACCUGGGCCACCUGGUCAAUAGGAACUUAGCUAGCAAGCAAGAUUCUUCCUUGUGGACGUGCCCCUUCCACCCACCACUCCAGCUCUUUUUUGUUAUCCGCAACACGAGACAGCUGCGUGACUUUGGUCUAACCAAGAUCAAGGUUCGGAAUUACUGGACGGCUGACGGCGAUCUUGACAUGGGAGCCAAGAACGUGAAGCUUUAUGUCAACAAAGAUCUCAUCUUUGAUGGCCAGUUAGACAAAGGAGGUGGAGAGGCCCCCGCUGACCAGAGCAUCCUGGUGGGCCUGCAAAACGAGAGAAUGGAGAACAGCAUUACCACCCACUCGGAAGAAAGCAAAGGUGCCUGCAAGAUGGCUGGCACAGACGGGGACGAGAUGCUCGAUGUCAGCGAUGCGCAGCCAGCUGGAGCAGCGGAGGAUGUGAAGGUUUCUUCGCCAGGAAAUUUUUUUGGUGAAAGGAUGAAUUCUCCAGAUUGCACGGAAGACAGUCUGUCCAAGUUAGAGGAAGACUUCAGCUUUUUAGCUGCCCCAGCCUCGCCGGGUGGCAUGCCCAGUGCCCCUCCACACUCUCCACCUGGGGAAUGCCCCGCUCCCCUUGACCGGGAGCUCUCACUGAUCCAACAGCUGGAAAACCUCACGGGCAGAAAAGUCUCUGAGCUGCCAGGGAAAACUCCAUCUUGGUUACAACCUUCUCCUGCAGGGAAAGGCCAGAAGCAGGGAGGCCAGAAAUCAAAACCCCUCUGGCUGAGCCCGGAGAAGCCGCUAGACUGCAGAGGUAGGCUUCUGUCAGACAACGCCAUCCUUGAGGGGUCUGAAGAGACCGAGGCCCAGGAUAAAGGCCCCAGGCGUGAGCAAGGGCGGACAAGCAGCUGGAAUGUCAUUGCCAGUGAGAGAGCCCAGAGGGCAACCCCCAGAGUCUGCAGUGAUGACUUCGACAUCUUUAACCAGUCCUCCCACAGGGAGCAUCCUGCUAGUGGGAGGAGGGGCCUGAGGAAGGAUGCCCUCAGUGGCAGUCAUGGUGACAGACAGCCAGCCAGCAGAGAAAAUGCCUGCGCCACCUGGACACCUCCACGGCCCCGGUGGCGCAGCGAGCAGGAACACACACUCCACGAGUCGUGGAACUCCCUCACCGCCUUUGACCGAUCCCACCGGGGGCGCAUCUCCAACAUGGAGUUCCAGGGGGACAUCCUGGACGAGUUCCUGCAGCAGCAGAAGAGCAGCCGGCGCAGUGACCAGCCGCCCCCCUGGAAGGAGGAGAAGCUGGAGUCCAUGAUAGGGCAGGACCACAGCUCCCUGAAGCCAGAUGACGGGGGUGACUUUAAAAUCCCCGUCUUGCCUUAUGGACAGCACUUGGUCAUCGACAUCAAGUCUACAUGGGGGGACAGGCACUACGUUGGCCUUAACGGAAUAGAAAUAUUCAGUUCCAAGGGCGAGCCGGUGCAAAUUGCGAACAUUCAAGCCGACCCCCCGGACAUCAAUAUCUUACCAGCCUAUGGGAAAGAUCCCCGUGUGGUCACCAACCUCAUCGACGGGGUGAACAGGACCCAGGACGACAUGCACGUCUGGCUGGCCCCCUUCACGCUGGGAAAGUCCCACUCCAUCUCCAUGGACUUCAUGCACCCUUGCCAGGUUGCCCUGAUCAGAAUUUGGAACUACAAUAAAUCGCGGAUACAUUCCUUCCGCGGCGUGAAGGACAUCACGAUGCUGUUAGAUGCGCAGUGCAUCUUCCAGGGAGAAAUCGCCAAGGCCUCGGGAACCCUGACGGGAGCUCCAGAGCACUUUGGAGACACAAUCUUAUUCACGACCGACGAGGACAUUCUCGAGGCCAUCUUCUGUUCUGAUCAGACUUUUGAUUUGGACGUGGAGAGCCUGUGCGGCCUGCAGUGCGAGGAGGCGCUGAGGAGACCCAGCACGGCCGACGGCCAGGGGGAGGAGAGGCCCUACACCCAGGCCGGCUCGUGGGCUGAUGACCGGAUCCCAGAGGUAGAGCUGCCAUACAGGCCCCUUGUCCCUGAAGUCACCACACCAGAGCCGGGCAUCUACCAUGGGAUCUGCCUCCAGCUAAAUUUCACCGCCUCCUGGGGAGACCUGCAUUACCUGGGGCUCACAGGCCUGGAAGUGGUGGGCAGGGACGGCCAGGCACUGCCCAUCAGCCUGCACCAGAUCUCCGCCUCCCCCAGAGACUUAAAUGACCUGCCCGAGUAUACCGACGACUCCCGGACCCUGGACAAGCUUAUUGAUGGAGCCAACAUCACGAUGGAGGAUGAGCAUAUGUGGCUGAUCCCCUUCUCACCGGGGCUGGACCACGUGGUCACGAUCCGCUUCGACAGAGCCGAAAGCAUCGCAGGCCUGCGCUUCUGGAACUACAAUAAAUCUCCCGAGGACACCUACCGAGGGGCCAGAGUUGUCCACGUCUCCCUGGAUGGCUUGUGCGUCUCCCCUCCCGAGGGCUUCCUCAUCCGGAAGGGGCCAGGCAACUGCCACUUUGACUUUGCUCAAGAAAUCCUCUUUGUGGACUACCUGCAGGCCCGACCGCUGCCCCAGCCAGCCCAGAGACUGGACACGAAGAGCCUGGAGCGGGCAAGCAUGGACUACGAGGCGCCCCUGAUGCCUUGCGGCUUCAUUUUCCAGUUUCAGCUCCUGACCAGCUGGGGUGACCCCUAUUACAUCGGUCUGACCGGCCUGGAGCUGUAUGAUGAGCGGGGAGAGAAAAUCCGUCUGUCGGAAAACAAUAUCGCCGCCUUCCCUGACAGCGUCAACUCCCUAGAGGGCGUGUGUGGAGACGUCCGGACCCCCGACAAGCUCAUCGACCAAGUGAACGACACAGAUGACGGCAGGCACAUGUGGCUGGCCCCCAUCCUGCCCGGUCUGGUGAACCGGGUUUAUGUGAUAUUCGAUCUGCCCACUACGGUGUCAAUGAUCAAACUGUGGAAUUACGCGAAAACACCCCAUCGAGGGGUGAAGGAGUUUGGCCUCCUGGUGGACGACUUACUCGUGUACAAUGGGAUCCUGGCUAUGGUGGGCCACCUGGUUGGGGGCAUCCUGCCCACGUGUGAGCCCACGGUGCCCUACCACACCAUCCUCUUCACUGAGGACACGGACAUCUGUCACCAGGAGAAGCACACGGCCAUCAGUAAUCAGGUGGAGGAUCAGGACGUCCAGAUGAUGAAUGAAAACCAAAUCAUUACCAACUCUAAAAGGAAGCAGAGUGCAGUUGACCCAGCCUUGCGCCCCAAAACCUGCAUAAGUGAGAAGGAGGCAGCGAGACGGUGGCGGUGUUGACUGGCCAAGGAGAAGGAGCUGGUCCUCAGUCAGGGUGGGGCUCCGCCACUGGCCCCCACUUGGCACCCAUGUCCCCCGCCCUCAGGCCUCCGUGUCAGCAGCCCACACCCCAGGGGCAGGAUGGGAAUGGCAGCGUGGAGGGGGAUUGGUGGGGAGAAAGGACUCACAGGGGGACAGCCCUGGGAAAUGCCAGAGUUUCAGGCAGGAGGAGGAAGGGAUGUAGUGUGGACUUCCACUGUCCCCUGCAGUUCUGGGGCCACUGCAGGGGGCCCGGGGGAACACCUGGCUCAGUGCCUCUCUGGUGAGAUCCAGCAAAGCAGGGCCCACAUCCGGUCAGGCCUGUCAUGGGGCCCUUGGGCUGGGUCUGACUCCAGGCAGACAGUGAGGUGGACUGGGAGUGCCCCGUCAGCCUUCCCAGAGCCUGGAGCAUGGCUGAACAGGGUGGGAGGAGACCAGGCCUCAAACACCCACACCAGUAGGCAUGAGACCCUGCCUUCAGAGGCCCAAGCUGAAGCGCCAGCACCCCCCACCACCACCACCCUCACCACCACAUCCCUGCCUCACCUGGGGGCGGGUGCAGCUGGCUGAGAGGGUGGAUUUUCCACUGGAUCCACAGAUGUCUGACCAGGCUACAACCCCCUCCCUCAUCCGGGGUCCCGCCCAGGCCCAGUUGAGAAGGAGGGAUCCCCUCAGGGGCAUUAGUCCUGCAGGGCCUCCGUCCUCUGGUCAAGCCUGAGAAGGACUCGGUCAAGGGCAUGUGUCCCGCUGAGGAGCAGAGGCAGCUGAACCACCCGCUGCUCAGAGCUGGCCCCACCCGCGCAUGUGGGCGCCCGUCUCUGAGGUACGGCCAGGCCCAGAUAGGAUAGGUGGGCAGCUUCAGACCCCAGAGGGCCAGGAGGGCCCAUCCAGAUGCCCUCUGGAUGCAGGGCUGGGGGGACAGAGGACCAGUGCCACAGCCAACCUCCCCUUCCCACCUGACCUAGUCUGGAGGGCAGUGGCCCGCACUAUACUCCCUGCAGCGUCCCUUCGGGCUGAUCCAGGCUUUUCUAGCUUGCUGUGUGCCCUGGGAGUCUGGCCCCCACCCCUUCUCCCUCUUCCAGCAGCUUCCCAGCAAGUUGGAAACGUGCCUUGCAUCCCCUGCCGCGUGAAGCCCAGAACGCAUCUACUUCCAUCUGUAGAACAAGCUCAGAUCCGGGGCCUAAUGGGUUUCCCAGUGCUGGGUAAUUUCUCAUUCCAAAUAUUAAUCCCCUGUUUUCCUGGCGCCCAGCCCAGCCCCACCGUGGUACUGUACUCAAAGAACGUUCCUAUGGAACUGAGAGCCCCGGAAAAUGCUUUAUGAGCCUUGCAGCUUCAGCCAAGCAGCCUUGCAAAUACGCUUUUCAUUUGGAGCGGGGCAGAUGUGAAGAUAAGAAUUUGUUUCUCCCAGAGAAGAUCCAUCAUUUCUGUAGCUUCUGAGCCCCCAGCUUUUCGGCUUCUCCACUCACCUCCCAGAUGUAGCAAGCGUCUCCUGGCUCCGAGGAGAGCUGACGCCUGGAGGAGCCCGGGGUGCUAAUCGAACCAGCUUUCAGUGACCAAAACCAGUGCUGUAGCUUUAAGGGGAGCCCAGCCUUCCUUCCCCACCCGAGGCGUGUGUGCAGGUCAGACGUGUCAGGGAGUUUGCAGGAACACCACAUACACUUGCUCCAGGAAUCUCAGUUGAUGUUUAUAAUAAUUGUAUGUACCGUGCAAUUUAGGAGUGGGACAAAAAGCUGUACAGGCAUUAACUCUAAAAUAAAUUUCUAUUUUUUUUCUCUUGCAAGAUCAAUAAAAGAUGUUAAUUAAGAA
This is a messenger RNA of Vicugna pacos (alpaca), 6897 nucleotides long. The record is from RefSeq and is a predicted model, not a curated record. Lineage: Eukaryota; Metazoa; Chordata; Mammalia; Artiodactyla; Camelidae.